Salvia miltiorrhiza (redroot sage) is the source of this 1677-nucleotide messenger RNA. RefSeq lists its product as uncharacterized. Bases 779 to 1462 code for a protein of 227 amino acids. The record is from RefSeq and is a predicted model, not a curated record. NCBI's taxonomy places the organism in Eukaryota, Viridiplantae, Streptophyta, Magnoliopsida, Lamiales, Lamiaceae. The transcript is spliced from 3 exons.
AGCUUUUUUUUCCACACCAUAUUCUCAUCAUCCUGCAGCAAAAGAACUGCCUGGAAUAUUUAUUUCACAGGCUCACAUUGGCUGAAUUUUAGCAAGUAUAUAUAGAUACACACACACACAUUAAUAUAUAUAUACAUAUACAUAUAUUGUGUAUGUAUUUGCAGCCAUUACAUAUUCUUGAUGAUUCUGAAAGUGGGGUCCCUGCACUGAUCUUCCUAAAACACAACACUUCUAAAUACAAUGCACAGAUUAAACUAAACACAAUUAAUAUUAUAUAACUAGCAACAGCUACUCAUCUUCUCUUUUCUUUCUCAUACACAACACAUGCUCAUACCCAAAUCCAGCCUGUCAACCUUAAUUAUUUUAUGAAAUCCCAUGAUUUUUUAUUUGAUUUGUUGUUUCUCCAAAGAAAGAGGCAUAGGACUUUGUAUCCUGGCCAGGCUAAGAGAUUGCUGUGGUUGGAUUAUUCAAACACACCAUAUACAUAUCUUGUCAUAAGCCAUUAGAUUUUCAUUUGUUGUUUCUCCACAACAACAUAAGUUUUUUCUUUUUUGUUGAGUUGUAUUGUCCGAAAUUCGACGUGGGCUUGCCAUUUGGAUGAAUUCUGUGGCAAGAUGAUGAUCAGCUGGCUGGCUUCGCUUGUUGGCUAGUGGGAUUCAUUUGGUUUUCUUGAGAAAAAAAACAAAGAAAAUCUUGUGAAGUAUUUGAAGGUGUAGAUGAUCAUUGUUUGAAGAUAUGCAAUGAAAUUCAUAGCCGAAUUCGACGUCCAUUUCCAGGCAUGACAACCAAAUUUGAGCAUCCGAUAAUAAAUCCGUUGACUAGAAACAACAACUUUGCUGUGAUCACUCAUCACUGCCAUCCAAAACCACAAGGCUGUCUGCUCACAGUGAAGAAUCCUCCUUCCAUGGAUAGGAUUCUUGAAUCCCACAAAAUCGAGUCGAUGAGGAAGAAGAUGCUUAUGCAAGAACAACUCUUCAAGCACCAGGUGCAGGAGCUGCACAGGCUAUACAAUCAGCAGAGGAAGGUGAUGCAAGAAAUCGAAAACGGGCUAAAACAACGAAAGGAGACAGACACAACCGUAUCCGAGUUUACUAUUAGGCAUCACCAUCAUAGUCAAACAGAAACAGAAUCCAAACAGAGUUUUGAAAAGGAAUAUACAAAUCAAAGUAGCGCAGCAGAGAAGGCGCCAAGGCCCAUCAAGUUCGAUCUCGAGAACACCCCAUCGUCAAGCAUGCCUCCAUUUGGAGAUGAUGAUGAUGAUGGGUUGAAAAAGAUGGACGAGGUGGAGGUGGAGCUCACGCUGAGCAUCGGGCAUUGCACCAGGAAAGGAAGAUCGGAGAUUCAAGAUUCUGCUUCCUCUUCCUCCACCAAAACGGAUAACGCGAUGAGCAGCUCGAGCGUGUAUCAAGAAACUACGCGGCCGCAUUGGCUGCUGCAGGAUCUCAGCUUGAAUAGAACGUGAUCGCCUUCCACAAUUUCAUAUUCUUUGCUAUUUGUUUUCUGAUUUUUUAACCUAACAUGCUGAGAUUCAUUCAUCGUUGGAGCACUUGCUGUUUGUAGAUUCCAAUAAUUUGUAUAAACUAUCUAACGCUUACUUCUGUACGUAGUUAAAAGUGUUUAGAUUCCAUCAGUUUUUAGGCUCAUUUUUAUACUAGUAUAAUUUGUUUGAGUCGACCA